Hibiscus syriacus is the source of this 393-nucleotide messenger RNA. Its product is annotated as cytochrome c oxidase subunit 6b-2-like. NCBI's taxonomy places the organism in Eukaryota, Viridiplantae, Streptophyta, Magnoliopsida, Malvales, Malvaceae. The transcript has 4 exons. Bases 1 to 393 code for a protein of 130 amino acids. The record is from RefSeq and is a predicted model, not a curated record. Gene Ontology annotation, cellular component: mitochondrion; respiratory chain complex IV.
AUGGCAGACCAGUUCUCACAUACACUCACAAUCUUUUCCUUGUUGUCCCAGAUUGAACUGAAAACAGCCCCAGCCGAUUUCCGUUUCCCUACAACAAAUCAAACAAGGCAUUGUUUCAGUCGAUUCAUCGAGUUUAACAGGUGCUUGGCUGCUAAGGGUAAAGGGUCUAACCAAUGCGAGAGAUUUGCCAAAUACUACCGGUCUCUUUGUCCUGGUGAAUGGAUUGAGAAGUGGAAUGAGCAGAGAGAGAAUGGUACGUUUCAGGUCCUCUUGAGUGUGAUUACACAACUGGACAACUUAUAUUUCAUCAUCGUCUUUAGCUAUAGUUUCAAUGGUUAUUCUUUAAAUCUUCAAAUUAAUAAUCUACAAGUGGAGAUUUGCGAUAAAACCUGA